Molecule: messenger RNA, 6123 nt
Organism: Acanthopagrus latus (yellowfin seabream)
Lineage: Eukaryota; Metazoa; Chordata; Actinopteri; Spariformes; Sparidae
Gene: pld1a
Product: phospholipase D1a
Exons: 26
Coding region: 192-3356 (1054 amino acids)
Biological process (GO): cell motility; phosphatidic acid biosynthetic process; intracellular signal transduction
Molecular function (GO): D-type glycerophospholipase activity; phosphatidylinositol binding
Source: RefSeq, a predicted model, not a curated record
GAGUUAGAGAGAGACAGAGGGAGAGAGCAGGGCUGAGCUGCCUGCUGUACACUUCCUUUGUGGAGAGAGGGUGUGUGUGUGUGUGUCGGUCGUUCAGUGGAGCCAGAGUGGAACCGGUCACGAAUCAACAUGUGGGCUGAAGGUCCACAGACAGAGCAGGCUCGCCCUGCUCUGGGGGCUAACUGCUAAGCAUGCUGGCUAAAGCUAAGCCCACGACCAGCAGUCUCGACCUGGUGAACUCGGAAGUAAUUGACUCCGCGGCGGUCCCGGACGGCGGUAUCAAGAUGGCCGACCUUGUGGAGAGCCUGGACACCAGAGAGCUGGACCUAGGAGAGGGAGAGGAGAUCGACUAUGAGGGAAACUGCUUAGGGGACAGUCGCAUCCCGUUCUCGGCGGUGUAUGCCACGGUGGGCUUCAAGGAGGCCACCGCUACGGUCUACCUCCCAACCGUGCCCAUCACCGCUCGCAUCCUGGAGGUGGAGAGAUUCACAACUGCACAAGACCGCUUCAACCUGUCGCACCACAGGAGUGUCAACAAGUCCUUGCCGGCGGUGUUUCGGAUCGAGCUGAAGCACGGCGAGUUCACCUGGGUGGUGAAGAGGAAGGAGAAGCAUUUCAUGGAGCUGCACAGAGAGCUGAGGACGUACAAAACCUUCAUGAGGAUCCCGCUGCCGUCACGCAGCCACACGGUGAGGAGAAGGACGGUGAGGAAGAGCGAGGUGAGGGAGAUGCCCUCCCUGCCGAGGGGAGGGGGGGACGAGCUGGUGCGAGACGAGCAGGUGUCCAGCAGGAGGAGACAAUUAGAAGACUAUUUGAACAAGCUGCUGAGGAUGGCCAUGUACCGCAAAUAUCACCAUACUAUGGAGUUCAUUGACGUCAGCCAGAUGUCAUUCAUCCACGACUUGGGGCCCAAAGGACUGGAAGGGAUGAUCUAUAAGCGUUCGGGCGGACAUCGUAUCCCUGGCAUGAACUGCUGCGGUCACAGCCAGGCCUGCUACCGCUGGUCCAAACGCUGGCUGGUGGUGAAGGACUCGUGCCUGCUGUACAUGAAGCCGGACUCGGGUGCCAUCUCCUUCGUCCUGCUGUUGGAUAAAGCGUUCAGCAUCAAGAUGGACUCCAAAGACACGGAGACUAAACACGGAGUCCGGAUUGAUAGCCUCUCCAGGACCCUGGUGUUCAAGUGCAGCAGCUACAGACACGCUCGCUGGUGGGGUCAGAGCAUCGAUAGCUUCGUGAGGAGCCACGGGAAGGCUUUCCUCCAAGACCACCGCUUCAGAUCGUUCGCGCAGGAACAGGAAAACAUCCCUGCCAAAUGGUAUGUGAAUGGGAAGACCUACAUGGAGGAUGUAGCCAACGCUUUGGAGGAGGCUAAAGAGGAAAUCUUCAUCACUGACUGGUGGCUGAGUCCGGAGAUCUUCCUGAAGAGGCCUGUGGUGGAGGGCAACAGGUGGAGGCUCGACUGCACCCUCAAACGUAAAGCACAACAAGGAGUGAGGAUCUUUGUGAUGUUGUACAAGGAGGUGGAGCUCGCCCUGGGCAUCAACUCGGGCUACAGCAAGAGGACCCUCAUGCACCUGCACCCCAACAUCAAGGUGAUGCGUCAUCCCGACCACGUCUCCUCAUCAGUCUACCUGUGGGCGCAUCACGAGAAGAUCGUCGUCAUCGACCAGUCGGUGGCCUUUGUGGGCGGGAUCGACCUGGCGUACGGGCGCUGGGACGACAGGGAGCACCGGCUGACAGACGUCGGCAGCGUGACGCGCUCUGUGGCCCUCGAGCAGGCUGGCACCACCAACACCAACACUCCGUCCAGUAAGGGUGUGUCCUCUGUCGAUGGCGUCUCCACAAGCAACGGACGAGGGACGCCGCCUGGCGAACCCGUGGAACUGCCGAAGCUGAAGGGGAUCGGGCGCAACAGGAGGGCUCGCUUCAGCCUCUACAGACACCUGCAAAAACACACUCUGCAGCACGCAGACAGUGUGAGCAGUGUGGACAGCGCAGGGAGUGGUUCAGUGCGGAGCCUGAAGACAGGUGUUGGAGAGCUUCAGGGCAACACGCGCUUCUGGCAUGGAAAAGACUACUGCAACUUUGUCUACAAGGACUGGAUCCAGCUGGAGAAGCCUUUUGAUGACUUCAUCGACAGGUACCAAACUCCCAGAAUGCCCUGGCACGACAUCGCCUCGGUGGUUCACGGCAGAGCUGCCCGGGAUGUCGCCAGACACUUCAUUCAGCGCUGGAACUUUACUAAGAUCAUGAAGCCAAAGUAUCGUUCGCUGUCUUAUCCAUUCCUGCUGCCCAAGUCUCACACCAGUGCCAAUGAGCUCAGAUACCAGGUCCCCGACUGUGUCGACGCCAAAGUGCAGGUGUUGAGGUCGUCAGCAGAUUGGUCGGCGGGCAUAAAGUACCACGAGGAGUCCAUCCAUAAUGCCUACAUCCAGGUCAUCAUCAAGAGCAAACACUACAUCUACAUAGAGAACCAGUUCUUCAUCAGCUGUGCCGACAACAAGAUGGUCUACAACAAGAUCGGCGACGCCAUCAUCGGGAGGAUCCUCAGAGCGCACAAGGAGGGUAAGAAGUACCGCGUCUACGUGGUCACCCCUCUGCUUCCUGGCUUUGAGGGAGACAUCACCACAGGGGGAGGGAACGCUCUCCAGGCCGUCAUGCACUUCAACUACAGAACCAUGAUCAGAGGGGAACACUCCAUCAUCUCACAGCUGAAAAAGGAGAUGGACGACCACUGGAUGAACUACAUCUCCUUCGCCGGUCUGCGGACGCACGCCGAGCUGGAGGGCCGUCUGGUCACGGAGCUCAUCUACGUCCACAGCAAGAUGCUCAUCGCUGACGACAACACAGUCAUCAUCGGUUCUGCCAACAUCAACGACAGGAGCAUGCUGGGCAAACGUGACAGCGAGGUGGCGGUGAUUAUCGAGGACUCAGAAAAGGUUGCGUCUGUGAUGGACGGACAGGAGUACGAGGCUGGAGCCUACGCACUUCAGCUUCGCCUCGAGUGCUUCAGGACCAUCCUCGGAGGCCACACCGACACCAGCAUCGACCUGUCCGACCCCAUCAGUGAUCGCUUCUACAAGGAGGUGUGGAUGACCACAGCGGGACGCAACGCCACCAUUUAUGAGAAGGUGUUUCGAUGUCUUCCUUCGUCCCUGGUGAGGAACAUGGCCGAGCUGGAGCAGUACCAGUCCAAACCAGGUCUGGCCCAGACCGAUCUGGCCCGCGCUCAGGAGGAGCUGCGCAAAAUCCGAGGCUUCCUGGUCCAGUUUCCUCUGGACUUCCUGUCUGAGCAGAACCUCAUGCCCUCAGUCGGAACGAAGGAGGCCAUGGUCCCGACUGAGAUCUGGACAUAAAGGACGUGCCACUGAAUUGAACUGUUUCUUCAUAAUCCUGAGCGAAGUAUCCGGAUUGUGGUUGUCGUUAAACGCGUCAUGUUGGAUUUUUGCAAGAGAUCGCUUUCGAUCUGGAGAUGAGAUGAGUCUCCUCUGGGUUGAUACGACUGCUGGGAAUUGACAAAUCUCUGAAAUCUGGCUCUCUGGCGUAAGCACUAAGUUUUGGGAUGUAUGAAGAAUGAAUAAGACUGACUGCAAUUGAGGACAACUUCUGACUGCUCUGUGACUGCAUUCAAGCUGUGGAGAUUUAAAAAAAAAAAAAAAAAAAAAUCAAACAAGGCACAUGAACUUUUGGGUUUUGGGAAUCAAACUCUGGGCACUUAGACGUUUGGACUGUUUUGAAACGCUCAGAGGACAGCGAGGAUCUCUAAGGGACCAGCGUGAGGUGGAGGAAAAAUGUUUUCGACAAAGACGCGAAGGAAUAUCCGGCUCCUGGUUAGCAUUACCACAGAGCGCACGGAGAUGCCGGUGCAUGCCAUUUACUUGUGAGUUUGUGACGUGACGCUCGUGAGGUGCAUUAGUGCUUACGUAUGCCGUUUAUGAGCCUGCAGAAGAAGAGCUGUCGAGCCUGCGUGUGAGCUGCUUUAAAAAAAAAAAAGAUGUCUUUUCUGAGAUCUUAUCUGUCAAAUGAAUCCAAAACAUUUUCCUGUUUCUGCACACAGAGACACUUUCACUGAUUCAUCCGCGGUGCAUGAUUUGUUAACUGUGCUUCAGUCUCGUUAACAUGAUUGCUUUAAUGCAUGUGCCAAUCACAUCUCUGGAGGAACCCCCUCAGAGAGGAAUAUCAUAUUUCCUGUCAGAACAGACGUGAGGUUACGAACUCUACUGCUGAAACCAAAGCGUUGAGCUGACACGGGUUACAAAAGCUAACCCACCUCGGCUGUAUCGCACUGUGUUUAGAAGGAUGAGUAGAUAAAUGAGGGUGCAUGAUCAGAGGCGACGGCGAGGAUGGAUGAGACAAUCGGCCCCACAAACUCCAAGGUGUCAUUUCCUCUCUGCCCAACAGAUGGUGCUAGCUUCUUGCUUAUGGUCCUUGCGUAAUGCAGAUUUUGGCAGUUUUAAUCAGCGCUUAUGUGAGCAAUCAUCACACCUGUAAAAAAAACACAAAACACACACACAGCUCAAAGGAAAUUUCUUCAGAAGCGCAACAGGAACCUGACAGGUUUAUAGGAUCAAGUGUGGAUUAGGUAUGACAGGCUUGGGGCCAUCAUAAAAUAACAGCCGGAAAUCAGAUUCCUUGGAAUUGCAGUGUUUGGUUGUAACAUGAGACUUUGAAUACCUGCUGAUCCAAGAGUGACAAUGCCAGGUCACAUUCACACGCACCAGGUCCAUCUGGUUUCUCUUACAUUCAGCCCAAUUUAACGGCCUCUACCGUGGGAUUAGGGCCUCACAUGUGACUUCUUAUCGAUGGCAGUGGGAGAACAUUUUCCACUGUUGUUUCCACUCUCAACAAGCAUCCUCUCCACCACCAUCGUGAGGAUAAGAACACCAUCCUGUGCCCCUCCUCUCCACCGCGUCUCCUUUUGUUGCUCAUCUCGCUCCUAGUGGCCCAAAAACGUGACUUUUGAAAUGAUGCCAACACAGAAGUCAGAGCUGCCGUGAGCGUUGUCAUUGUUUUUUAGCUGACUUCCUGUCCGUUAGCGAUGCCCUCCCUCCUCUUCACGCUCCCUGUUGGCAGGGAUACCAAAAUAUGAAUUAAAACAUGUUUUUAGAGAGAAAAAAAUCACUUACAGCAGCUUUAAAAAUAUACAUAUUUUCCAUAGAGCCUGAGACGAAGUCUGAAUAUGAAGAUGAAGUUCAUGUUUCCAACUUUCUUGGCAGUUCCAGUUAUUUUCUUUACGGAGCUUUCAACUUGGACUAAACAUGAAAAUCGCUUCUCAGUGCAACACGUCGAGCAGAAAUUCAGCUUUUGCGAGUAUUCUUAUGGUACCUAUUGUUCUCAUUGCUAUGUGUGAAUGUAUGAAACCCUGUUUCCUGAUUUUGCUUUCUUUUUUUUUUAAUACAUCAUUUUUUUUACACGUCAUUCUUGUCAGAGGAUAUGUGACACUAAACAAACCACUUCUUUGGAGUCCGGCUAAUUACUUCUCACUUAGCUCAGUUUGUCAGAGAUCCUCAGUGUUACUCGUGAAAGGGAAGAAUCCUGUUUUGGCGUCGUACCCCAGUUCAUACCCCAGAGGUGUCACUCAACUGGAGCGUAUGUAACCGAAGCAGACAGCUGCAUUGUGGGACGUGAUUAAGAAAGAUUGAUUUCUUCAGAAUGGGACCAGGGCACGGACGAUUUGAAAACCGAAGUGAUGAUGUUUGGGGAACUUUAUGCUCUUUGUUUCUGCAAAGAUUCAAGGCAUUUUUUUUCUUUGAACUUGUAUUGAUUUUGACAUAUUGUCUGUAUUGUUUACCCCUUUUGCUGUAUUUGUCGGUGCAUUAUUUAUGGACUAUGAAUCAUUUAACAUUCUGGAAACAUUAAUGUUUUGAACAUGUGGCAUGGUUGCAUGGAUGGCCAUGGAUUUGUAACUGAACCUCUGUUGCUUUAACCAUCACGCAGCAGUCGUCUAUCAACAGUCUGUCCCCUUCAGCCUCAGUUUGGCUGCUCCUGCUUCCACUCGUGUUCAUGUACAAUAUCCUCUUUAUACACUUGAGAGUAUUUCUAAUUUCUCUCUGUUCAUUUAACAAAAAAAAUGUAACUCAUAAUUUAAAUGUCAAUAACAAAUAAAAUUAUCUUGGGAUAUUA